Messenger RNA from Salvia hispanica, 2155 nucleotides. It is a transcript of the gene MUR3, whose product is annotated as Exostosin family protein. The record is from RefSeq and is a predicted model, not a curated record. Gene Ontology annotation, molecular function: glycosyltransferase activity. NCBI's taxonomy places the organism in Eukaryota, Viridiplantae, Streptophyta, Magnoliopsida, Lamiales, Lamiaceae.
ACAUUUUUGAGAGAAAAUCCUAGUUUGUACAAUAAGAUAUUUUUGAUAUUUGAUAUUUGAUAUUUUUUUCCUUUUAGCUUCAUGAGUUUCCGCGUGAGAUCAGCUGAUUCUGUUCUACUCGUCUAAAUUACCGCAUGCUGAAUCGUUGCAAUUCUUAUUCUGCUGGGUUUAUGUGCUGGUGCAUCUCGAUUUCCUUUUAUAUGAUUUUUAGUGCUUUGCGCAACGACGUGUGUUAUAGUUCGUGAGGUGAAUUUGUCGUCGCCGGAUUUUUGAUGAGACGCCGCUCGGCGGCUGAGGUUCCGUUGGUUGAUCUGAUGGAGAAAGGGCAUGGCAGAAUGCAUUAUUCGCGGCUUUGUUUGUUAGCCGCAAUAUCAGCAUUCUUUUGGUUAUGCCUCUUGUGCUUUCAUUUUAUGGUGAUUGGUAAUGGUAGUAUUGCUGAUAGCUCUCCUCGAUUAGAGCACGUUUCCAUUAAUGCUAAAUCGGUUAACACUCUGCCUGUUGAUACGUAUCCCUCCCCAGUUAGUCGUUCUAUGGGCAUUUCGAAUGAUCGAGCUGGGGAUAAGGAGAAGUCUAACAAUGUUAUUCAUAGGCCUCAAGAGGAGAGGCCGACCUACUCUUUUGUGAGGGCGUUGAGGACAGUAGAGAAUAAGAGCGAUCCGUGUGGAGGGAGGUAUAUUUAUGUUCAUAAUCUUCCUCCAAGGUUCAAUGAGGAUAUGCUUAAGGAGUGUAGGAGCCUUAGUCUGUGGACCAACAUGUGUAAGUUCACCACGAAUGCUGGUCUAGGUCCUCCACUGGAGAAUGUUGAGGGGGUUUUCUCGAAUACUGGGUGGUACGCGACUAAUCAGUUUGCUGUGGAUGUGAUAUUCAGUAAUCGGAUGAAGCAGUAUGAGUGCUUGACGAAUGACUCUUCACUUGCUGCUGCUAUUUUUGUGCCCUUCUACGCUGGGUUUGAUAUUGCUAGGUAUCUAUGGGGGCACAACAUAUCAACUAGGGAUGCUGCGUCUCUUGAUUUGGUUGAUUGGCUUGCAAAAACGCCUGAAUGGAGUAUUAUGGGAGGAAAGGAUCACUUUCUCGUGGCUGGCAGGAUAACGUGGGAUUUCAGGCGACUAUCUGACCAAGAGUCAGACUGGGGUAACAAGCUUUUGUUCUUGCCAUCGUCCAAAAACAUGUCUAUGCUUGUUGUGGAAUCAAGUCCAUGGAAUGCAAAUGAUUUUGGAAUUCCAUAUCCAACCUACUUCCAUCCCGCUAAGGAUGCUGAUGUGAUCAUUUGGCAGGAUAGGAUGAGGAAACUUGAGAGGAAGUAUCUGUUUUGUUUCGCUGGAGCACCCCGUCCAGGGAAUGCCAAAUCAAUCCGAGGACAGAUCAUUGAUCAAUGCAAGAAUUCGGCAGUGUGCAAAUUGUUGGAGUGCGAUUUUGGGGAAAGUAAGUGUCAUUCUCCGAGUAGCAUUAUGCAGAUGUUUCAGAGCUCACUUUUCUGUAUGCAACCUCAAGGCGAUUCAUACACAAGAAGAUCAGCGUUCGACUCCAUGCUUGCUGGUUGCAUACCCGUGUUUUCCCAUCCAGGGUCUGCCUACAUUCAGUACACCUGGCAUUUACCAAAGAAUUAUUCGGUAUAUUCUGUGUUCCUUCCAGAGGAUGACAUUCGUAAGAAUGUCAGCAUAGAGCAAAGGCUAAGUCAAAUUUCUGCAGAGAGAGUGAAGGAAAUGAGAGAGGCAGUUAUAAAUCUCAUCCCACAACUGAUAUAUGCUGACCCUCGCUCGAAGCUGGAGACGUUUAGAGAUGCCUUUGACGUGGCUGUUAGCGCAGUCAUUGACAAGGUGACAAAGCUGAGGAAGGACACAAUUGAGGGGCGUAGAGAUGAUGAUUUCAUAGAGGAGAUUAGCUGGAAAUAUGAUUUACUGGGUGAAGAUCGAGCUGCAGGGCCUCAUGAAUGGGAUCCAUAUUUUUCAAAGCCUAAAAAAGAUGGCUAGACCGAUCCCAAACAAUGAUGAGUUAUGGGAUAUACUAUAGAAUAUUUGAAUCUACAUUCAGGAUUUUUCAGCUUGUUGUGUUGAGCGUAGAGGUUCCUGGUGAGGUAUGUAUACUAAAGCUUUCUAGAUCAACAGUUAUACAAUUAAUUUGAUUAUCUUAUGCGAUCAUAUAAAUCUGCUUAUAA